Messenger RNA from Colletotrichum orchidophilum, 1026 nucleotides. RefSeq lists its product as uncharacterized. Bases 1 to 1026 code for a protein of 341 amino acids. The record is from RefSeq and is a predicted model, not a curated record. NCBI's taxonomy places the organism in Eukaryota, Fungi, Ascomycota, Sordariomycetes, Glomerellales, Glomerellaceae. The transcript is spliced from 2 exons.
AUGCGGGCGCAUAUUUAUUUCAUCCUCUGCAGCAUUUGCGGAGUUUUGGGCAAGGCUUGGAGUGUGCCAGGAGUAGCAUUUAGUCUGAAUCCUGACUACGGUACCGCGGUCAUUUACUACGCGAACGGUUCUUUUGUGGAAAUUGGUCCAUUUGAAGGCACCCAAGAGUACAAAACCUUCCUGCGCAGCAGUAAACCGUCUUACACCGUACCUGAAUUGGCAGCCUGUCGUUUCGUUCCCCCAAGCCUACAGGGAAUUUUCAACAUCUGCACUCCGUCAGCAGCUGUAGCCAGCGCCGAGACCCUGUUACGCAGUCUUCAAUCCUCGGUUACUUCACACCUGGGUACAUCAUUCUGCUAUGCCGAGCUGGUCCUGCACAAUCCGUCGCAGGAAGACGGCUAUCAGCGAGAUAUCUUGCAGGAAGCACUCAAACGUAUUGGCCGUCGUCAAGCAGUGAGAGGCGUCCCAGUCCUACCAGCCUCCAGUCUCGCCGUCCACGCCAAUUUACGAUUCCCUACUGCCAGGACGCUGAUGCCUCAAGCGGCGCUCUCCAUAGAAUACAGCCGUUGGGGGAUGAAUGUCGCGCUUUUUUGCGUGGAUCGAUUGGUGCUUGAGGAGCAGCGUCACGAAAUCGUCAUAUUCCCCGUAGAAUCGCAAACAGCCGGCGCACAAGAUGGCUCAAGAGAUAAUGGCGCGAGGUUGGAGGAGGCAGGCGAGGCUCUGCGCCGUAUCUCCAAACCGCCUCUCGGAUCCUGCUCUGUGAUCGGUGAUAUGCCGGAUAAGAUUCAAGUCCUCAUCCUGCACGGCGAUUCGGUCCGAGAUUCUGGCUUCAUGGACUUGCUGAAAGGUUUGUUUGGGAGGAAAUUGGUCGCAGAGGCGUAUGAUUUCGAUCCUCUGUUUGCGUCUGCUGUUGGGGGAGCUGUUGCUUCUCACGAUAACAUGGAUCAGGCCUACUUCAAUGAGCCCGCAGCGUUUGGGUGUCGUUGGCCGUCCAAGUUAUAUCGUGAACAGAACCAAGAGCUAUAG